AUGCACAAAUUCGCUUCUGAAUGCGGAGCUGGUCAUCCUGAUAGAUUGCGAGGUAUUCUUCUCAGGAAACAUAUUGCAACCAAUUGUCACAAAUUAAAAUUAACAGAACAUGAAGUAUCCGAAUUAGCAAACUUUAUGGGACAUAAAGAGAAUAUACACAAGCAAUACUACAGAUUACCUCAAAAAGAGGCUGAUAUUCUCAACAUCAGUAAAUAUCUGAACGCUGCAAUAGGUGCAGCUAAUAUUGAGACUGAUAAUAAAAUCAAUAGUACUGACAAUAGCAGUAGUGAUGAAGAUGAUAGCAAUAGUGAUAAAGAUGAUAACAAUAAUGAUAAAGAUGACAGUAUUAAUGAAGAUAAUGGCAAUAAUACCAUUAGCUUGAGUAAUAUUACUAAUGAUGGUGACUUUAUUAAUAAUACUUAUAAUAAUAAAGUGCAAGAAAAUAAAGUACAAAUGAAGUGCAAACGUAUACGUUGGAAUGCUAAAGAGAAGAAUAUAGUACUAAAAGAAUUUAAUGCAUAUUUAAAUACUUAUAAAUGCCCUACAACAAAAGAAAUUGCAGCACUAAUAGCAGCUAAUCCUUGUUUACAAACGCGAACUAUAAGCCAAGUAAAAACUUGGUUUAAUAAUCAGCAAAAGAUUUUACGUAAUAAGUUUAAUAAAUUUUAAUUUUAUUUUUACUU
Solenopsis invicta (red fire ant) is the source of this 683-nucleotide messenger RNA. Its product is annotated as myb-like protein I. The transcript is spliced from 2 exons. The record is from RefSeq and is a predicted model, not a curated record. Bases 1 to 669 code for a protein of 222 amino acids. NCBI's taxonomy places the organism in Eukaryota, Metazoa, Arthropoda, Insecta, Hymenoptera, Formicidae.